AUGUCCACAACGACAACGACGACAUCCCCCUCCCCGGCCUUCCCCCCCCAAGAGAUCCACCAAAUCCUCCACCAAGUAACCUCCCUCCUCCAAACCCGCAACGAAACCCUCUCAAUAGCUGAAACCGCCGCCGGAGGCCUCCUCUCCGCCUCCCUCCUCACAGUCCCCGGGGCGUCGAAAUUCUACAAAGGCGGCCUGACGCUGUACACGCUCCCCUCGCGCAUCGUCUACGCAGGCUGGACGGUCGACACGAUCCAGAAUUAUAGAGGUCCGACGCCGGGGAUUGUAGCCGGGCUGGCGCGGCACGUGCGCAGCGAUCUCGAGAGCACGUAUACGCUGGCGGAGAGCGGGACGGCGGGGCCGACGGGGGGUGCGACGCCGAAUCGUACGCCGGGGUAUGUGGCGCUGGCGGUGGAUUGUGAGCGGGGGUGUUUUGUGAGGGAGGUGAGGAGUGGGGUGGAGGGGCAGGGGCAGGGGCAGAGGGUGGGGAAUAUGGUGCAGUUUGCGGUGGAGGGGUUGAAGUUGUUGAGGGAUGUGUUGGAGGGGAAGGAGGAGGGGUUGGAGAAGUUGUGA
Lecanosticta acicola is the source of this 573-nucleotide messenger RNA. NCBI's taxonomy places the organism in Eukaryota, Fungi, Ascomycota, Dothideomycetes, Mycosphaerellales, Mycosphaerellaceae. The record is from the annotation of a GenBank genome assembly.